CACGUAUGACGUACCUUCAUCACCAAGCUAAGCUAGUUACUCCACUUUAUAAACUCAUCCCUACUUUUGCCAACAACAUCAAGAAUUAAGUGACCAAGAAAAGGGAGUGAUUUUCAUAGUAACAUUUUUAAGGCAUGGCUAGUGAUGAAAGUAACACUAAGAGUAGCCCAUAUCCAAUUAAAACAGUGGUGGUGUUGGUGCAAGAGAACAGGUCAUUUGACCACAUACUCGGGUGGAUGAAGCCGCUCAACCCGAAAAUCGAUGGUGUCACGGGUCAGGAAUCGAACCCCUUGGAUACGUCGAACACAAACUCACCAAGGAUCAAUUUCGGGGAUGGAUCCGUGUACGUCGACCCUGACCCUGGUCACUCCAUCCAAGCCAUCUACGAGCAGGUAUUUGGUGAACAAUGGACUCAAGAAUCAGCCCAAAAGAAGAAGGCUCCAACAAUGCAAGGAUUUGUCCAGAAUGCAAACCGGAUUCAAAGUGGGAUGGAUGAGACGGUGAUGAAUGGGUUCAAACCGGAUCUUGUACCCGUUUUCAAGGAGUUAAUGACCCAAUUUGCAGUUUGUGAUAGAUGGUUUGCUUCAGUACCUGCAUCCACACAACCAAAUAGGUUGUAUGUGCACUCAGCAACAUCUCAUGGUUUAACAAGUAAUGAUACUAAGAAACUCAUUGGUGGGUUGCCUCAAAAAACCAUAUUUGAAUCAUUGGAUGAGGCUGGUUUCUCUUUUGGUAUCUAUUAUCAGUAUCCUCCUUCCACUCUCUUCUACAGGAACCUUAGGAGGCUGAAAUACAUAACAAAAUUCCACCAAUUUGACCUAAGUUUCAAGAAGCAUUGCAAGGAAGGGAAGCUACCAAAUUAUGUGGUGAUUGAACAAAGAUAUUUUGACUUGCUAACAUUGCCAGGAAAUGAUGAUCAUCCAUCUCAUGAUGUAUCAAUUGGUCAAAAAUUCAUUAAAGAAGUUUAUGAAGCAUUAAGAUCAAGUGCUCAAUGGAAUGAAAUGUUGUUUAUAAUCACAUAUGAUGAGCAUGGUGGUUUCUUUGAUCAUGUUCCCACACCCGUGGAAGGGGUUCCUAGCCCUGAUGACAUUACUGGUUCUGAACCAUACAACUUUAAAUUUGAUCGACUUGGUGUUAGAGUUCCAACUUUCAUGAUUUCUCCAUGGAUUGAACCUGGAACAGUGUUACAUGAACCUACGGGGCCAUAUUCUACAUCACAAUAUGAACAUUCUUCAAUUCCAGCAACUGUCAAGAAGAUAUUCAACCUCAAAGACUUUUUAACUAAGCGUGAUGCAUGGGCGGGAACUUUUGAAGGUGUGGCUAAUAGGAAGAGUCCAAGAACUGACUGUCCAGUUACUUUGCCAGAGCCAGUUAAACUGAGGGAAGAUCUACCGCUGGAAAACAGGCUAUUGUCUGAUUUCCAGGCAGAGUUGGUGCAAAUGGCAGCUUGCUUAAAUGGCGACCACAAGAAGAAAACUUACCCAGAUACACUAGUAGAGAAGAUGACAGUUAAAGAAGCUGCUGAAUAUGUGCACGAAGCCUGGAAGAUUUUCUUGCAUGAGUGUGAAGAAGCCCGGAAGCGAGGAGAAGACGACUCUGCAAUUGUUGUUGUGGAUGGCAAACAUUCAAAGAAUACUAGCAGAUCAUUAGCAACCAAGUUUUUUUCUUGCAUAGCUUGUAACAACUCAUGAACUCUUCUGGUCUCAGCCAGGACUUUCAGUCUUGAGCUUAUUAUCGAAAAUAGGCCGUAAAGACAUAACAUUAUAUUAAUUUUAGAAAAAGAAUUAUAGAUAAUAAUCAUAUUCACAUUCAUUCCUACAAAAUAGAGCAUUCUAUAAUAAGCAGGUUAGAACAAUGGACUCCAUAUUUUUGGGUCCUCGCUUUAAGACGAGGAGCCAGUAUAUACAAUAGUUUAUAGGUCACUUCGCAUAGCCUCUUAGGUAGGCAUGAUCUCAUUGUUCAUCCUUCUGCAUCCUAGACGAAUUCGGAGUAGAUCACUGGAUUCAUAGAAUUGAUCUCUCUGUUAUGUAAAGUAUUAUAUGUAUAUAUAUUUCAGUUUUCUGUUCC
Beta vulgaris subsp. vulgaris (sugar beet) is the source of this 2067-nucleotide messenger RNA. Its product is annotated as non-specific phospholipase C4. Lineage: Eukaryota; Viridiplantae; Streptophyta; Magnoliopsida; Caryophyllales; Amaranthaceae. The record is from RefSeq and is a predicted model, not a curated record. The transcript is spliced from 5 exons. Gene Ontology annotation, molecular function: hydrolase activity, acting on ester bonds. Gene Ontology annotation, biological process: phospholipid catabolic process. The coding region runs from base 135 to 1691 and encodes 518 amino acids.